ACCUCUGGUUUGCAUUGCUGGGGAGCGUGGUCGGAUGGAGUGUGCUGAUAUGGGUUCUGCAGAUGGCGUGGCGGUGGAUGACAGGAGGUCGUGGUGUUAGGUUCAACACCGCACUCCUUUACGGCUGGGGCGCCCUUCUGGAGCAGCCUCCUCUCGACCCCUCCGUUAGCGUAUCAGGCCAGAUGUUGGUUGGGUGGUGGCUGGUGUUUUGUCUGGUCAUCGCUACAGGGUACCGUUCUUCACUGAUUGCUCACUUGACGGUCCAGGGGAGAUCACCAACCCUAGACAAUUACCAAGAUCUGGUGUCUCAGGGAAACUGGCGAUGGGCCACUGAGCCUUGGCUGUACAAGGGGGCAGCUUAUGAAUAUUUUGCCAAGCACACCGAUCCCAUAGUGAAGCAGAUAUUCAAAGGGAUGGAGGUGAUGGUAGCCGAAGAAGCAUUGCAGAAGGUGUUAGCAGGAGGGUUCUCCCUGAUCGACUUCCAGAAUUAUAUUAACAUCAUCAUCGCCUCCCGCUACACCGACAACAACCCCUUCUACGUCAGUAAUAACGGGAUCUACGUCUUAGGUGCUUUUGGCUGGAGUUUUAGGAAGGGUGCGCCAUUUUACGGACGCUUUCGUCAGAUGAUAUCUCAGAUGGAUGCUGCUGGUGUAAUCAGUCACUGGAGAGGUGUAGUAACAGCCAAGCGAGUCAGGGAAAAUAGGAAGGCCACACGAGUAGACUCCAAGACAACCAUGAGAGGUCAAGCAGAGGAGGACAAAACCCAGGUUGUGCUGGGGCUGCACCAUCUUCAAGGCGUCUUUUACUUGUUGUUUUUGGGUACCAGCAUCGCCUUCCUCACUUUCCUUGGAGAGAGAGGCUCACCCCACCUCCGCUCCUCUCCUCAGCAACGAUCAUCCUAGGAGACAUAACACAGGAUACUUAAUAUUAGCUCAAUGAGAGAGUUUAUUGUAAUUUUAUUCAGUAAAUAUUUGAUUUGCCGCUUAAGUUGUUUAAAACAGUAAAAAAAAUUAAAUAUAACAGGUGACAAAUAGGUAUUUUGUAACAUUGUGAAUUACUUAAAAUUAUAAUAAUUGUAAAUUAU
Messenger RNA from Homarus americanus (American lobster), 1084 nucleotides. RefSeq names its product ionotropic receptor 93a-like. The record is from RefSeq and is a predicted model, not a curated record. Gene Ontology annotation, molecular function: ligand-gated monoatomic ion channel activity. The coding region runs from base 63 to 902 and encodes 279 amino acids. NCBI's taxonomy places the organism in Eukaryota, Metazoa, Arthropoda, Malacostraca, Decapoda, Nephropidae. Gene Ontology annotation, cellular component: membrane. The transcript has 5 exons.